GGCGGGCGCGCGGCGGGUGCCUGGGUGUCGGGAGGCGCCUCGGGGCGCGCGGCGGGGCCAUGGGCUGCUGCUUCGGAAAGAGGCGGAAAGAGGCGAAGGGGGGCGCGCAGGGCGGGGGGGGCCAGGACCCCCCGGCCGCGGACGAGGAGAAGCCGCCGCCGCCGCAGUACAGCUGGGCCCCGCGUGCCAAGGUUGAUCCCAAAGACUACACGUUUUCUGGACUUAAGGACGAAACUGUGGGUCGUUUACCUGGAAAAGUUGCAGGGCAACAAUUUGUCAUUCAGGACUGUGAGAACUGUAAUAUCUACAUUUUUGACCAUUCUGCUACAAUCACUAUUGAUGAUUGUACAAGCUGCCGAAUCUUUCUAGGACCCGUAAAAGGCAGUGUGUUUUUCCGUGACUGCAAAGAUUGUAAAUGCGUAGUGGCGUGCCAACAAUUUCGCACCCGGGACUGCAGAAAGUUGGAAGUAUUCUUGUGCUGUGCCACCCAACCCAUUAUUGAGUCAUCCACAGGUAUGAAAUUUGGCUGUUUCCAGUACUACUAUCCAGAGCUGGCUUUACAAUUCAAAGAUGCUGGACUGAGUAUCUUCAAUAACACAUGGAGCAACAUCCAUGACUUUACACCAGUGUCAGGAGAAAACAAUUGGAGUCUUCUACCUGAAGAUGCCACAGUUCAGGAUUAUGUCCCCUUACCUACAUCUGAGGAACUAAAAGUAAUCAGAAUUUCUACAGAUACCAUGAAGAGCAUAAUUCCAAUAACCCGGGGUGGGAGGCAGAAGAGCAGUGAAGAAUCAUGUCUGGCAGUUUUCUUCGCUGGAGACUACACAACUGCAAAUGCUAGAAAGUUAAUUGAUGAGAUGACUGGCAAAGGCUUUUUGUUGGUUCAGACUAAGGAAGUUUCAAUGAAAGCAGAGGAUGCUCAAAGAGUGUUCCAGCAGAGUGCAUCUGACUUCAUCCCUUUGCUUGAAAAAGGUCCUGUUGUCGCUUUGGAGUUUAAUGGAGAUGGUGCCGUAGAAGGAUGUCGAAACAUUAUAAAUGAUGUCUUCAGUGGAACUAAGGUUUUUGUAUCGGAGAACAAAGCAUCGGCCUCUCAAGACGUAGACAGCUUCUACAACUUUGCUGACAUGCAGAUGGGAAUGUGAAAUGUGACUUGAAGAUGUUCUUCUGCAUGGCCUGUCUCACCACUUGGAUAUAGCUUUGGUUUGACUGUAUAAUGCUGCAUUAGCGGCAAAGGUUUUUUGGUUUUUUUUCCCCCGAUUGACCUUUGUAUUGCAUAUGUUUUUAUAAAAGGAAUUGGUAAAUUUAAUACUGCAUCACGUGAAUUACAACGAUCAAUGUAGCUUCACAUGUACAUGUGAUACUUAUGUACCACUUAAACAACACACUUUCUAGUAAUUUAUGAUUAUAGUGAAAUUAAUUAUAUUCUGAUGUGAACAUUCCUCAAAUCUUUUAAUUUGUAGGAUUUUUAGAAAGUAGGUACAAUGCUAGACCACAUUUUAUGUAUCUUUUUUUUUUUUUAAAGUAAUUUCUUAACUGAAACACAUUGCUGCCGGUAUGUGUCAAUGGUACAUUAGAGAAGGUAACUUGUAGAAUUCACAGUACUUUCCCAUAUGCAAAAUUAUCUUAAUCAGGAAAAAUGUCAUUGCUAACUGAUCUAAAGUUUCUUAAAUUGUUUUCUCUUUUAAAUAGCAUGCUUUCACAGUUGACUUUACUCUGCUUCAGUCUUUGUAUUCAUAAAAAUAUUAAUUGCGCCAAGUGUUCUAUACCAAAUAGUCUUAAGUGUUAAUGUACUAUAUUAACAUUAAUUUUAAUUACAUUAAAAAUAGUGUAAAGAGCCUGGGAGUUAUGCUGCAGAUGCUUCGUGCCCUCUUUCCCAGCCCCCCAUUUAGGAGUGUCUCCAGUGGUAUAUGGCUCCUCUCUCAUCCCUCUCUUGGGCUAGUGUAGAAGAUAAGUCUGAGGCUUCCUUACAACCCAGUUGCCAUAAUAGGUCUCUGACAACUGCCAUUGUUUAGACCACACCACAGCCUAGAAUCAGGGAGAUUAGUUUUAAAGCCAUGUUUGGAUGCAUGCACCUCUGAGUGUGCUCCUCCAUCAUGACGAAGGAUAUGGACACACAGUCUCUGGUGGCUGCAGAUAAUUGACUGACUGUAAAACUAACAUUAGUCAGUUACUUCUAGAAGCAGACCAAGAAAGCAUUAAUUUGAAACUAAAGGAAUGUAACUUUUUAAAAUAUAGUUGUCUGAGUUGUAGUUUUUUUUAAUAGAUGAGCUAUAUAGUAUUCCUGGUGGCCUUUACUAGAUACAUCAUUUCAGCAUAAGAAUGUUCACUACAAUGUAAUGCAUUUUAAUGCAUACACAUGAGAAUAUUGGAUCCUCAACAUGCAGAUUGAGUUUCUGCAAGGUCUUACAAGAAUUCAGAUUAGGGUUCCAUAGGCCCUCUGUUCAGACAGCAGAAAUUUAGCUUCAUUGUGUCACAAAUUUACUGGACUUAUCAACUGACUGCUCUCAUAUCAUAUGAGGUGCAAACCCACAACUCUUCAGAUUAGAUGCGACUUGCUGGUGUAAACAUAAACUUCCCAGUACCAUUUAAUGUAAAAUGCUAUGUUGUGAUUUCCUUAAACAAAAAAACUCUGACUUUAUAUAGUCUGGUAGUUUAUCCUCCAGCCACCUUGCAUAUAGAGCAGGAAAUGACUAUCUCGAUAGUUGGUCAGUGCUGUGGCUUCAGAAUGCCAAAGGAGGCUGGUUGAAAUACUUCGA
Molecule: messenger RNA, 2756 nt
Organism: Mauremys reevesii (Reeves's turtle)
Lineage: Eukaryota; Metazoa; Chordata; Testudines; Geoemydidae
Gene: RP2
Product: RP2 activator of ARL3 GTPase
Exons: 5
Coding region: 60-1142 (360 amino acids)
Biological process (GO): post-Golgi vesicle-mediated transport
Cellular component (GO): cilium; periciliary membrane compartment
Molecular function (GO): GTPase activator activity
Source: RefSeq, a predicted model, not a curated record